Messenger RNA from Brachypodium distachyon (stiff brome), 2614 nucleotides. Its product is annotated as AP2-like ethylene-responsive transcription factor AIL7. NCBI's taxonomy places the organism in Eukaryota, Viridiplantae, Streptophyta, Magnoliopsida, Poales, Poaceae. The transcript is spliced from 9 exons. Gene Ontology annotation, molecular function: DNA binding; DNA-binding transcription factor activity. Gene Ontology annotation, biological process: regulation of DNA-templated transcription. The record is from RefSeq and is a predicted model, not a curated record. Bases 266 to 2329 code for a protein of 687 amino acids.
GUACUCAUAAAAGUACACUCGUAAUAUCAAGGAUUAGUGCUAUGGUUUGUAUAAAUAUCUGCCCCAGUACUAGUACUACUAGUACAGUUGCUUAAGGCUGCAAAACUCUCUUCUUGACCUCUCCCUCCAGCUUCACCCCUGGUCCUUAGGACUGCUCACCGAAAUGGCUUCCUGAUCUGCUCGGUGCCAAUCUAACAAAGCAAGCUUAAGUUUCUACUUAAUCACUUCCACAUCUUUGCUCUAGCUAAUCGUCGAUCAGCCGAGCAUGGCUACCGUGAACAACUGGCUGGGCUUCUCCCUCUCCCCGCAGGAGCUCCCGUCCUCCGCCGCUGCCGCCGCCGGCGACGUCUCCGGCGCCGACGUCUGCUUCAACAUCCCGCAAGAUUGGGGCAUGAGGGGAUCGGAGCUGUCGGCGCUGGUGGCGGAGCCGAAGCUGGAGGACUUCCUCGGCGGCAUCUCUUCCUACUCUGACCAUCACAAGGCAGCCAGAAGCAACAACAUGAACAUCAAUGGCGCCGCCGCCUGCUACGCGAGCUCCGGCAGCAGCGGCUACCAGCUUUACCACGACCACCCCAACUCCCUCCAGUUCGCCGACUCUGUCAUGGUCGCUUCCUCCGCUGGCGGCGUCCACAAUGAACAUGGCAUCAUGGCAAGCACCACUGCCAAUGGUGCAGGCACCAAUGGCGGCAUCGGGCUGUCCAUGAUCAAGAGCUGGCUGCGGAGCCAGCCGGCGCCGGCGCAGCAGGAGCAGCAGAGGGCGGAGGGGCUGUCGCUGUCCAUGAACAUGCCGCUCCUGCAGGCGGCGGCGGCGGAGACUAGCUUGUCCACGUCGGCAGCGCAGCAGGGAUCUCGGAAGGAGAAUAAUGGCAGCAGUAGUGCUGGUUCUGGAGCCGUGGUGUCAGCCGGUACUACCAGCGCCGGCGCGGUGGUGGUGGAGUCGCCGGCAGCGGGGAGGAAGACCGCCGACACGUUCGGGCAGCGGACUUCGAUCUACCGCGGCGUCACCAGGCAUAGAUGGACAGGGAGGUAUGAGGCUCACCUGUGGGACAACAGCUGCAGAAGAGAAGGACAAACUCGCAAGGGUCGUCAAGUUUAUCUAGGUGGUUAUGACAAAGAGGAGAAAGCUGCAAGAGCUUAUGAUUUGGCUGCUCUCAAGUAUUGGGGCCCCACCACGACGACAAAUUUUCCAGUAGAUAACUACGAGAAGGAGCUGGAGGAGAUGAAGCACAUGACAAGGCAGGAGUUUGUGGCGUCUCUCCGAAGGAAGAGCAGUGGUUUUUCAAGAGGUGCAUCCAUUUAUCGUGGAGUAACUAGGCACCACCAACAUGGGAGAUGGCAAGCAAGGAUAGGGAGAGUUGCAGGGAACAAGGAUCUCUACUUGGGCACUUUCAGCACGCAGGAGGAGGCGGCGGAGGCGUACGACAUCGCGGCGAUCAAGUUCCGGGGGCUGAACGCCGUCACUAACUUCGACAUGUCCCGCUACGACGUCAAGAGCAUCCUCGACAGCACCGCCGCGCUGCCUGUCGGCGGCACCAAGCGCCUCAGGGACGCGGCUGCCGCCGAUCAGCACUACCAGCAGCGCGCCGGGGGCGUCGUCAGCUACGCCGCGCCGCAGCUCGGUGGUGUCAACGAGACCGCCCUUGCCUAUGGCGCGCCCUACUACCACCACCAAACCUCCGCCGCAGCGUGGCCGACCAUCGCGUUCCAGGCGGCGCCGCAAGCGUCGUCGGGGCACGGGCACAUGCUGUACCACCCGUACGGGCAGCCAUUGAUGCGCGGGUGGUGCAAGCAAGAGCAGGAGCAAGGGCAAGGGCAGCAGGAGCCGGACCACGCGGUGAUCGCGGCCGCGCACAGCCUGCAGGACCUCCACCACCUCAACCUCGGCGCCGGUGCGCACGACUUCUUCUCCCAGCAUGCCCACGCCAUGCACCAGCAGCAGCAGCAGCACGGCGGCCUCGGCAGCGUCGACAACAACGGCGCGGCGUCGCUGGAGCACAGCACUGGCUCCAACUCCGUCGUCUACAACGGGGCCGCUGCCGCCGGGGACACCAACAACAGCUACAUGCUGCCGCCCAUGAGCGCUGCAGCAGCAGCUGGCUUCGGCCUCCGCGAUCAGCAGGACGAAGGCGGGAAGAUGGCGUACGAGAACUUCCUCCUCGGCGCCGCCACCGACGGCUACUGUGGCCCUGGAAGGAUGGCGGCCACCUGGACACCGGUGUCGGUUUCGGCGGCCCAGCCAGUGGCGGCAACGAGCAGCGGCAGCGACAUGGCCGGUGCCGUCUGCCAUGGCGGCGCGCAGCUCUUCAGCGUCUGGAACGACGACAGUUAGUUGGAUCGACCGCCUUUAGGCCAGUCAAAGUUAAGAAGGCACCACUGACAUUGAUAGCAUAGCACUUAUUUAGGGUUCUUGAGAACAUCGGCCAUUAAGCUGUUAUUGUCAUGUCCUAUUAUUAGUAUUACUACUUAGUAGCAAGCUUAGCUAGUUGGGAGGAUGUUCUUCUGAAGGAAGGGAAUGGUUUGUGACUAUGAGAGCUACCAUUGUUUUGGGGGUUCAAGUUCAGAAGGAUAUAUACAUUUGCCUGAUCAUUAACUAGUUAAUUACAUGGUUAAUUUA